AUGAAAUAUGGAAAUGUUAGUGAAGACAUUGAACAAAACCAAGAGUUGGGUUUAGUUCCCUACACUGACUUUGUACAUGGAAAACUAAAUUUCAAUUUUGUACGAGAGUUGUUCCUAAAUGGAAUGGGUAGUUUUGGCAAUAUUGAUUUUGAGAUAGUUCAGAUAUAUGGCUGCUUAGGGGCAUCAAUGCAAGCUAGGUUGCAACUAUUCCAGAAACAAGCUGAAAUUACAAAAGAAUUUCAUGGGGAUGCUAAUGUUCGGUAUGCUUGGCUUCCUUCUUCUAAAGGAGAUUUAUCUAUAAUGAUGGAGUAUGGAGUAGGGCAUUGUGGACUAUCUACAAACAAAUGCACAUAUAAUGUUGGUGUUCAUUUUGCAGCUGUUACCUGCCCUUAUGCUAGUGCGCGUUAUUGUGAUAUUGAUGAAAAUUGUGUUCAAUACUUGGUCCUUUGUCGUGUAAUAAUGGGGAACAUGGAACUUCUCCAUCCUGUCUUUAGCACCAACACUGACCAAUUCCAACCCAGCAACUGUGAAUAUGAUAAUGGGGUGGAUGACAUCCAAUGCCCAAGAUACUAUAUAGUAUGGAAUAUGAAUAUAAACACUCACAUUCAUUCGGACUUUGUUGUUAGUUUCAAGGUCAUUGGGGAUGUUAAAGGCCAUUUUUGUGGAAUUGCGGGCGAGGAUUAUGUUUAUGGGAACAAUUCAGCUAUUCAUGGUUCUGGUGACCUAUUAGAGUCAUCCUCUUUAGCGGAUAAUGGAAUAGCUAUUAGUGGAGUUGCAAGCACUCCAAAAAUUCCGAAAUCUCCUUGGUUGCCUUUUCCUAUCCUUAUAUCUGCUAUCUGUGACAUGGUUCCUCCCAGUAAUAUGAAUCUUAUCAAAACACAUUAUGAACUAUACAAGGCAAAACACAUUUCCCGUGAUGAUUUUGUGAAGGAGCUGAGGUUGAUAGUUGGAGAUAAUCUAUUGAAAUCUACAAUAACAAGUCUUCAAUUCCGGAUACCCAUCAAAUGGUGA
Lotus japonicus is the source of this 1011-nucleotide messenger RNA. Its product is annotated as inactive poly [ADP-ribose] polymerase RCD1-like. Gene Ontology annotation, molecular function: NAD+ poly-ADP-ribosyltransferase activity. Bases 1 to 1011 code for a protein of 336 amino acids. The transcript has 6 exons. The record is from RefSeq and is a predicted model, not a curated record. NCBI's taxonomy places the organism in Eukaryota, Viridiplantae, Streptophyta, Magnoliopsida, Fabales, Fabaceae.